AUGAAGCUCAAUUUACUUGGUACCACCGUGAUUCUGCUAGUUGCCUUCUUACCGCGCUACGAAUGUCGGGCUAUUGAGAGCCCUGGCGGUGCUCUGCGCGUCCCAGCUCCCCAAAUCCAAAACUCCCAGCAGCAGCAGCAGUCUGGUCCCAUCCUGGAGCGUCUUGGAGAGGAGUAUUUCAUCCGACUGGGCAACGGGGACUCUAACUCUUUCCCAUCCUCCUCCAUGUAUCCCGGCGGAUCACCUGCCAUCUACAACAGAGCGUUGCAACUCCAGCUGACGCGGCGUCUUUUACAAGGGAAAGUUGGGAACAUCAGGGCGCUCAUAAGCGACUUCGGAGACCGCGGGGACGAGUCGAUGGAGAGGGGAAGGAGGUCCGAGGACCCGCCGAUAUCCCUGGAUCUGACCUUCCACCUGCUUCGGGAGAUGAUGGAGAUGUCCAGGGCGGAACAGCUGGCCCAGCAAGCGCAAAAUAACAGAAGAAUGAUGGAGCUCUUCGGGAAAUGA
Molecule: messenger RNA, 507 nt
Organism: Toxotes jaculatrix (banded archerfish)
Lineage: Eukaryota; Metazoa; Chordata; Actinopteri; Toxotidae
Gene: crhb
Product: corticotropin releasing hormone b
Exons: 1
Coding region: 1-507 (168 amino acids)
Cellular component (GO): extracellular region
Molecular function (GO): hormone activity
Source: RefSeq, a predicted model, not a curated record